This is a messenger RNA of Tachysurus vachellii, 545 nucleotides long. It is a transcript of the gene atp5pf, whose product is annotated as ATP synthase peripheral stalk subunit F6. Lineage: Eukaryota; Metazoa; Chordata; Actinopteri; Siluriformes; Bagridae. Gene Ontology annotation, biological process: proton motive force-driven ATP synthesis. The record is from RefSeq and is a predicted model, not a curated record. The transcript is spliced from 4 exons. The coding region runs from base 99 to 422 and encodes 107 amino acids. Gene Ontology annotation, molecular function: proton transmembrane transporter activity.
UAGAUAUCUAUGGGAGGAGAAGAAGAAAAUUACCCACAAUCCAGUGCGUCGUUGAAGCGGCCAUUGCUUGUGAACGGCUUCUAGCUGCAAGAGACAGCAUGGCGCUCCGUCGGCUCUUUCAGCUCUCCUCAGUCUUCCGCUCGGCUGUGACUGUGACUCUGCGCAGGAACAUCGGCAUCUCUGCCGUCCUUUUUAACAAGGCGAAGGCUCUGGACCCUGUACAGAAAGUCUUUCUGGACAAAAUCCACGAGUACAACGUCAAGAGCAAGAGCUCAGGUGGAGUGGUUGAUGGUGGUCAGAGCUACCAGAAGAAUAUGACAGAAGAGAUAAGCAAACUGCAAAGGUUAUAUGGAGGAGGCGACAUGACUAAAUUCCCAGACUUCAAAUUCACAGAGCCCAAGCUGGAAGAGGUGGCCAAGUGAGCAGCUGUCUGUUAAAAGUGUGUGUCUAUCAUUCUGAGUGAUGAAAAGAAUUAUUUAAUAAAUCUCUUGGUUGAAAAAAUGGGUAUAAUGUUCAUUUUUAUCUAUUCAUCAUAUUAAUAUCCU